This is a messenger RNA of Olea europaea var. sylvestris, 773 nucleotides long. Its product is annotated as EPIDERMAL PATTERNING FACTOR-like protein 4. NCBI's taxonomy places the organism in Eukaryota, Viridiplantae, Streptophyta, Magnoliopsida, Lamiales, Oleaceae. The coding region runs from base 176 to 517 and encodes 113 amino acids. The transcript has 3 exons. The record is from RefSeq and is a predicted model, not a curated record. Gene Ontology annotation, biological process: guard cell differentiation; stomatal complex development.
UAUGCCUCCUCUCUCUCCUCUUUUAAUGUAGGUGUCUGUUUGACUUGGACUCACUCCCACGCUUCAUCAAUAAUACCAUCACACUUUUCUUUCUCAUCCAUAUCGUCCUCUACAGACCACCUUAAUCACACUCCACACAUCUAUUGACUGAACUCGCUACUUUUCACAGUCGGCGAUGGGCCAAUUGUGCCGCCGCCGCCUUAAAUUUACACUCUCUUCCACCACCAUGGCAGCCUUAGCUUUCCUUCUAAUUACUUCAGUUUCAGCACUUAGCCUUAACCCAACUCGCCAAUUCACUGUUGGGGUGAGGAAGGAGGUGAUUGUGGAAGAAGGAGGACUGACUCGGCGGAGACUCGGCGGGCCAGGAUCAUGGCCACCCACUUGCAGAUCCAAGUGUGGGAGAUGCUCGCCGUGUAAACCAGUGCACGUGCCGAUUCAACCCAGUCUGAGUAUCCCAUUGGAGUACUAUCCAGAGGCUUGGCGUUGCAAGUGUGGCAACAACCUGUUCAUGCCUUAGCAGCAUUAAAUGGACAGUUUUUGGUACUGCAACCGCUCUGAGAUGAAGAGAAGAUAUUCUUGUGAUUAUCAAAUUAGGGUGCUGGAUAGUCAGAAGAACGUAAAUUUUUGAACUGAUUAAUUAUUAAUGGUCUGGUCUGUCUUAGAAAUUACAAAGUUUUUAGUAUUUAGUUUGCUUGUUUAGUACUGAAUUCUUCUUGGUUUUCAUGUAGAAGACAGAUCAACAUUGGGAUUGUAAUAUAUUAGGUUUCUUGAUA